AGUUCUCCUCUUCUUUUUGUCUCUCUUGCGUUGCACGACGCCGGCCCCGCGCGUUACCAACCGCAAACACACGCAAUCGACAUAGGACGAGGGAAUUGCAAGCGCACACGCACGCCAAGCGUUCUUCUUUCUUAUCUCGCCCCUCCGACUCCCCCUGUCGAGUCGCAUUUGUCUUCUUCGAAGUAAUUUGUUUUGUUCUCGUGAGGAAACUGUUUCUGGAGGCGCCGCGCUAACCGAAGUGACUUCAUGAACGCACACGUUUGAAAAAUUGCUGCCUUUCUUGCUACUGGGCCUUUUUUUUUCCUUAAUCUGCGCCUUCGUUAUUCGAGUCUUCUGCGACGUCGGUCGCGGCUACGUGGCACUCGACCGCGUACUGCGUUGUUUUAGAUUAUUAUUAUUAUUAGUGCGUUGCAACAGUGAACGGAGUUUUCAUCCUGAGCCUGUUACGGGACACGAGAAACUUCUGUCGCGCUCUUCUUUUUCGCGAGGUGCACGGUUUUUGCAUGUCCUAGCGGCUACACAACGCGCGAUUUCACGUAGAGGAAGAAAAACGGACGAGACACGACGAGAGCCACCGCCAAGGAGUACCUUACAAGGUCAACAACGCCGACAACAACAAGAUGCCGCGCGGUGUUUCCAAAAGCUCGCAGAGCAGCGCCGCUCGGGCGAUGGUGGACUCCAUGGGCGCCCCCGCAGGCCUCAGCUCGUUUCUCGGCGGCUUCAGCACCGGCACCGACAGCGCCACUGCGGCCAAAAGUGAAGGCGCGUACGUCGUGCACCUCAAACUGCUGAACAAGACAAGCGAGGUCACCAAGCAGAAGGCAUUUGAGAAGCUGCUGGAGCUGAUGGAGACGACGCCGCUGGAGGUGUUGCUGCAGUACGCGGAGGCAACGGCAGAGACCAUCAUUCAGCACGCACAGCACCCGAAACCGGCCAUCCGCGCGUACAGCUUUCGCCUCCUGCAGGCUCUCAUGAGUCGUGGCACAGAGCUCAAGAGGACGAUCGCCCCGGAAUUGAAGGUGCUGGCGGGUCUGUGGGUGAUGGGGAUGUCGGACAUGGAGCAGGCAGUGUCCCGUGCGGCCGCUGCCGCCUUUGACGCCGCUUUCGCUGCGGAUAAAAAGUUGCGCAUGCUGUUUCAGUUCAUGGACGCCAUUGUAGAGACGCUGCGCACCGCCGUCGCGGAGGUGAUGGCGGCAAAGAAGCCGCUGCAGGACGACGCGCUGGACCCGAAUGCGAACAAACUCUAUUCGGCCUUGAAGUCGAUGGGCUACAUGAUCAAGCAGGUGAGCGCGUCGCAGCCGACAGUGCUGAGGUUUGUGCAGGACGCAGAGACGUUUGGCGCGCUGAUCCCGUCGCGCAGCCCGGCGAAGUCGUACCUGCUGCUGAAGACGCCGCUGGCCCGGUCGGCAGUGCUCGCGUUGCUGCGGGACGUCGUGGCUAUUUGCCCGGCGACACCGAAGAUACACGCGUUGGUGUCGCAGGCGUUGCUGGGGUCCAUUCUGGACCCCAACGUCGCGGUGGCUUCCCGCACGUGGGAGCUGCUGCUGUUCUGGUGCAAGACGAAUGUGGCCGAUGUGGUGGGUAACAUGAAGCCCGGCUUUCUCGAUGACGUCGUGAACAGCUUCAUGGACUGCCAGCAGGCGGAGCUGGCGGAUGUCAUCUACCCCUGCCUCUUUCCGCUGCUGACCUCGCUCUCGAAGGACAGCCGCUGCGAUGGCAUGCUGGACGAGUUCUGUGCCGCGUUGGUGGAAAGGCUGCAUCUUGUCACGGAGACGCCGAACGUGAGUGCGCGUGACUUGGACGUGCUUCUCAGCGCGCUGCUCGAGUGCUGGGAGCUGCACUGCGUGCGCAAGAAGAACGCCGCGGCCACGGCAGACAGCGUGGAGCUCUUCACGGUAAUCUGUUACAAUCUUGUGCAGCUGACGCAGAGCGAUGCGAAGGCAGCGCGGUACCAAAAGACGGCCAUUCAAACCGUCGCCAAGAGUUUGUUGAAGACGGGUGGUCGGUGCGAGGACAUCUUUAGGCAGUGUGUGGAGGUGGUGGCGGGCCAGUCCACCGCGGCCUUCCGCGUGCUGCCGGACGCCCCUGCCGCAGCGGAGCAGCGCAGCUUCGAUCGCUUUCAGGGCCGCCUCUUCGGACGGCUCUGCGCCUCGAUCGCCGGUGGGUCGCCGUCGCCCAACCCCGCAAAUCCCAUCACCACCACCGCUCUGUCCGACGCCGGCAACAGCGCGGCACGGGGCAAGGGGGUGGUGCUUGAGGCAUCCAACGCCUGGCUUCUCCAGCAGGUUUCUUCUUCGUCCUCCUCCUCCACGUCCUCCUCUUCUAUCGCUCAGGGAGACCACGAACUCCGCUACGAGCAACUCGCCAGCUUCUUCGAGGAGACGCAGGGAACCUCUUUCUGUCCCUCCAACGACGUGGCGGAUAAGCUUCUAGCGGCGCUGAGCGAACACCUGCGCGCCGCCCCGGCGGACCAGCCGCCACAGCAGAACGAGGGUGCGCCGGGCGAGGAAGAGAAGUUGCCGUCCGCGUCAUCAUCGUCGGCAGCACGGACGUCUGCGCUCGCGACGUUGGUCACCGUGGCACUGGAGUGGAAGCACCGCCCCGCCGUACAGGCACUCGUGGAGGCGACUAGCUCCACCCACGAGCACUCCCUUAAGGAGGCGGCACUGAAGCACAUGCUGCAGGACCCCAUGAAGCUGUUCGACGUCUUCAAGAGCGCCGUCGGCCGGCUGGAUGCGGAACAGGUGGAGCGAUGUGUGCUGCAGUACACGGCGAGAGGUGUAUGCCUGAGCGGAGAGCAGCGCGAGAUGGUAAAGAAGGCGCUGCGAGCAGGGCUGAAGAACAUUUUGGAUCAACUGACGGAGCAGGCGGAGUCCGAUUCCGCGGAGGGGGAGAAGGACGCUCAGGACAGCGAGAUCAACAGCGAUGACAACGACGACGACUCCAGUCCUUCGUCGAGUGAGACGUCGUCUUCCUCCCCCAGCGGCUCCUCUUCGUUCAGCACGGAUGGGGACGGCAGUUCCGUCGCUUCCUCAUCGUCCGCCAACGCCGCGCAUGUGGAAAAUCGUGCCCCUGAAGUGGAGCGCACACUUCUGCGGUGGGCCGCGCUGCUGCGCCAAGGCAGCGACUUCGCCGACCUCAUCGCCCUCUCCAAAGAGGACUUCGUGGCCACGCUGUUGACGCGGUUGACGUACAUCACCAUUGCCCUCGCCCCACGCGUCUACCCGGAGCAGUACCUCUCUGUCAAGGCAAUUCGCCUGGCUCUGGAGGCGCAGCAACAGUAUUUGGUGUCCACCGCAACUGGAGGAGCGGAGAGCGAUAGUGACGGCGGAAGCAGCGGCAGCAAGGCGGAGGACUUGGUGAUGCUCGCCCUCGACGCGAAGAGGCACGGCCUCAGCACGGGCGAAGCCGCCUCCUUCACGGAGCGCAUGACGGACCUCCUCGAGAGCUACGCCGUUACACGAGAGGAGCGCGACGCGGUGGCCAUGGCCACCUUGCGGUCAACGCUGGACCAGAGCGACGACCUGCCCCUGUGUUUCUUUGCCGCUCAUCAGCUGUUUCAAGUCGCGCCUUUCGCCUCUACGGCCUACCUGCAGUCCUUCGUCACGGCGGAGUCGGUGUGGCAGGAAACGGCAAUGGCGGCGGACAUCGCCGGCCUCGUCUCGAAUGAGACGGCGCUCACUCUCUACGACGGCUAUCUUUCCCUGGACGUCGUGCGUCCUCGCUUCACGACGGUGGUGCGCACCGGGCAGCUCAUUCGGCUGAUGGACGCUGUGAACGGCCCGGGGGCGGCGGGGGCGGUCGCCGCGGCAGAUCCGAAGGCGGUCGCGCACCUCUUCUGCGAGCUGGUGCGCGUUGCCGCGGGUAGAGAGGCCCUCGCCGAGGCCGCCUGCCACACCCUCUUUGUGAAGGUCUUCCCUGCGAUGUUCGCGUGCUUCGAUGUGGCGGCGGUGGCGGUGGAGGUCGCCGCUCAGCUGACCUCCACGGAGCCGUCCGGCGGCGGUCCCGUCUUUCCGUACCUUCUCCCGACGUUGGCGGCGGUGCUGCGGGACAUCGCGACGGCCGAAGACACCGUCUUUCUGCGCCGUGCGAUGCGACUGGUGAGUGCGGUCGCGAGCGCGGCCGUGGCGGCGCUGUUUUCACCGCAGGGCGCCCGCGGCAUCGCCGGUCCCCUCGCGCUGGCCUACACGACGUUCUUCGCCGUCGUGGACGAGGCGGCGGAUAUGCUGCGCUUCAACAUCGCCGCGCAGAUCCCGCCGGAGCGGGAGCGGUUGCUGCUGGAGGCGAGCUGCCAGCUGCCGGCCUGGGACCUGACGACGGCGAAGCUGUCGCUGGUCGUGGUGCGUCAUUUGGCCUCGCUGCCGGCGAUGGCGGACAGCACCGUGCGCAGCAUUAUGCAAUACGCCGCGAAUCAGACGCCGCUGGCGGGGUUGGAGCUGCUCGCGGAACUCGCGUGCACCCGCAUUCCCACGCCGGAGGUGUACAGCGAGCUGACACGCGCCAUCGUCGACGCUCUCUGCCGCUCACACCGUCUGCGCAACCUACCCCCCAACGGACGGCUGCAGAAGGAGGGCAGCGGCGGCUCGCUGGUGGGCGGGGCCCCGGUGGCCCUCACGACCCUGCGCCGCGUUGCCAUGGCUGCCGUGCUCGCGCGGCGCGGUGUUAUUCUGCACAGUCGCAUGGACAGCGUCCUGCGCAGCACGGUGAACUUGGUUGUCUUCGAUGUUGUGUGUGAGGCGGUCUCGCGACUGCGCACGACGAAGGAGACGGAGGUGGCCUCGCUGGCGAAGCUGAUCGCCUUCACAUCGCGCUUUAUGGGGGACCUGCUGACCGGCGAUGUGAUGGCGCUGCGGGCCUCGGAGAUCAGCGUGGCGAGGAUCGCGUCGGUCUUGAGCUUCGCCUACGCCUGGCUGUUCGCCACGAACAUUGCGAAACUGGAGCUGCUGGGGCUGUCGACGGUGGCGGGCGUGAUGCGGAGCGUGUGUUUGCUGGCGAACCUCACCCUCAUGCGCUCCACCGUGUCGCUACAGGCGUCCAUGCAGACUAUCAUGCAGCGCUCCUCGCUAAAGCCGCUGCGGGGGGAGUACUCAACCGCCGAGCCGGCCAAGGUGGCACAGUUCCGCCAGCAGAACGCGGUGCUCAUGAAGACGCACAAGCAGAAGAUGCUGCUCUUUCCCUACCUGCUGUCGUGGUGUGUUUACUUGACGACGCCGCCGCCGGCCGCGAGCGACGAGGCGCCCGCCAGCAGCAACGUGGCGCGGGACAAGGAGUGGCAGAAGCAGGUCUACGCUUUGCUGGACCUCCUCUUCACGCUGAUGCUCACACCGCUGGAGAAGAACAUGCGGCAACUCGAUGAGACCUUUAUCGGGGCGUCGGUGCAUCCGUCUCCCUCGGCGGACACAAGCGCGACCGGCCGGCUAGGCUUCGAGGUGGUGGCUCUCACACGCGUCGACGCCAGUGAUCCAAUGGCGCAACUGGCUCGCGGUGCCUUUGCCGUUUUCACGCAGCUGCUGCACGGCUCUACGCUGUCCUUGACGAAGAGUUGGUUGGAGACGAUUGAGCGCAAAGGGCGGGCGCUCUUUUACGACUCGGUGGGGCAGCACAUCUCUGCUAUUCUGAUCCAGGAGAGCUUCAUGUCUGUGCUGGGCCACAGCCCGGACGGCGGCAGCACCUUCACGGUGGGCGAGGGCUGCAAUGUGGAGCUGAACGUGGUGCAGCAGCUGAUCGACCUCACCUACGAAAUGGAGGACGCGAAGGUCGCCGUGCGCAUUUCGUUUCCCUCCGCCUUUCCGCUGCGCCCGCCGGUGGUCGAGUACGAGAGCGGCCGCGAGUGCGGCGUGUCGAUGAAGAAGUGGCGGGCCUGGAUGCUGAGGAUGUCCGUUGUUUUGUUCGGUGGCUCGGCGAACGUGUGGGAGUGCAUCGACCUGUUCCACCAGAACCUGGAGGCGCACUUCCGCGGCAUCGAGCCGUGCCCCAUCUGCUUCGCCGUGGUGAGUGCGGUGAACCACAAGCUGCCGGAUGUGCGCUGCUCGGUGUGUCACAACUCCGCGUUCCACUCCAACUGCCUCUACACGUGGUGGGCGAGUGGUUUCAACAACGUGUGUCCGCUGUGCCGCUCUCCGUGGAUUGCGGAGUAA
This is a messenger RNA of Leptomonas pyrrhocoris, 6137 nucleotides long. RefSeq lists its product as hypothetical. The record is from RefSeq and is a predicted model, not a curated record. Lineage: Eukaryota; Euglenozoa; Kinetoplastea; Trypanosomatida; Trypanosomatidae. The coding region runs from base 621 to 6137 and encodes 1838 amino acids. Gene Ontology annotation, cellular component: cytosol; RQC complex. The transcript has a single exon. Gene Ontology annotation, molecular function: ribosomal large subunit binding; ubiquitin protein ligase activity. Gene Ontology annotation, biological process: ribosome-associated ubiquitin-dependent protein catabolic process; rescue of stalled cytosolic ribosome.